Neurospora crassa OR74A is the source of this 2272-nucleotide messenger RNA. RefSeq lists its product as hypothetical. The record is from RefSeq and is a predicted model, not a curated record. Bases 707 to 1648 code for a protein of 313 amino acids. The transcript is spliced from 3 exons. Lineage: Eukaryota; Fungi; Ascomycota; Sordariomycetes; Sordariales; Sordariaceae. Gene Ontology annotation, molecular function: protein binding.
CAUGCUGCUGAAUCAUCACGAUAUCUAGGUUGUCUCGCUUGUCAACUUGAACCCCGCAUUGACGGGGCUGUGCAUUUGUACACUUGGGAUCGGGUGUUCCUGAGCUCUCCCGUGGCUUCUAUGUCUGCUUGAGUGGUUUGGAAACCGCUGCUGCCUCUAUUGAGCUGUGUAUUCCUCUGGCGAGUCGUUCGCAAACCGCCAGUCUUGGCAUCGUAUCCGCAAUUUACAUCAUACCGGGACGUCGGUCUACUUUCAGUCGCAACGCCACCCUCGUCAAGCUGCCUCAACAACUUAGACCCCUACGCAGGUGCAUUGGUUAGUCUAAUAGAUAAACACCAACCUUCACAAUACCAAGUCUGCCGUCUUCCUACUUUUCAUUCAAAAGUAAUCCUUUCGCAUUUCGCAUCUGGUGGACUCGGCGCAGUUCUGCCACCUGGAAGUCAGUUACCACGAGAUACCUACUCUACAGUACACCAUAUAAAGCAAACCCCCCCGCUUUGAAACCCAUCUCUUACACGACCUACAACCUCUUGUACCCCUCCUUCGUCAUUCACGCACCUUUUUCUUGCCUCACCCGACAUCAACCAACAAGUCGUACGAACCAGAUCUCCUAUUCCACAUCUUCUUUCCUCAACUUUCAGAGUCCUCCCUCUGUAUCACAUAAUCAACCUACCUACAAACAAGAACGCACAGCACAGUCUGUUCGAUGGCCGACUUCGUUGCUCCUCCUCCCGGUCCUCCCCCGCCCAAGGUUCCUGAGGGCUGGGUGGCACGAUGGAAUGAACAGUACAAAGAAUGGUUCUACGUCAACACCUACACCAAAAAGUCCCAAUGGGAGAAACCCACCGAGCCCGCCGUGCCUCCCCGCGAUGAAUCCGCCCCUGCCGGCCCCCCUCCCUCCUACUCCGCAGGCGACAGCAAACCCGUUGUAAGCGACACCAAGUCCAACAACCCCUACGACAACCCUGCCAACCGCGCCGGCGGUAACGGCGGCGGUCCUUCCGCAUACGAAGACGAAGACGCACGUCUAGCCCGCCAGCUCCAAGCCGAAGAGGACGCUCGCGCCGCCGCCGCCGCUAACCAGCGCGGCCACACCCCUUCUGGUCAACAGUCGCCGUUCCCCUCGCAACUACCGCCUCGUCCUGAGACCAACGAUCGUGGCGGAUCUAAGGGGUCCUUCCUCGGCAAGAUUUUUGGUGCUGCGGGUAAGGGCAAACACUCCGGGUCUUCGUCCCACGGUUACGGCGGUGGGGGUGGUUACCCAGCCCAGGGUUAUUCGCCCGCUCCGUACGGAGGAUCACCGGCGCCUUAUGGACAGCCUCAGCAACCGAUGUACGGCCAGCAACCACCCGUUGGCUACGGAGGAUACCCUCAACAAGGUGGUUAUGGAGGAUACGCUCCUCCGCAAGGAUACUAUGGUGGAGGCGGUUAUCCCCAGCAGCAACAGGCUUACGGCGCCCCCGGGAGGAGCGGUGGCGGCGGUGGCAUGGGCAUGAUGGGCGGUGCGGCGCUGGGGUUGGGCGCGGGUGUCCUUGGUGGUGCGUUGAUUGCUGAUGCGGUCAAUGACCAUGACCAGGAGAUUUAUCAGGAAGGAUAUAAUGAUGGCCAGGAUGGUGAUAUGGACUUUGGUGGUGGUGAUGAUUUCUAAACUCGCUUGCUCGUCUACUCGAGUAUCAAAGUCGAGUACAAGAGCUUUGAGCAGUACGGCUUUAGGCGGUCAUGGGCUGCCUUAGGAGACACUGCAUUCUCUUCAUACUUUGCAGUGGCUUAUCUUCCUUUCUUGAUGACGUCUUGAUGAAUAGGAUUUGGUUUGGCGUCUUUGCAUGGAAUUGGUAAGGCGAGGUUUAUCUAGGACAGGACUUGCUAUCAAACCUACGACGACGAAUGGGAUACGUAUUACAGAUAAUUGCCGUGCAUUUUAUAACUCUAUGUGUUAUGAUGCUAGUGCCCCUAAGCAAGCCCAGCUUGUCUAUGACCUUGAUAGCAAGCAUUAUAUAUACCGGUAGCCAGCUUUUUUCUAGCCCAUUCGCACUAUUCAUUAACCCCCUCACCAUCUUCAAUCUUCAUCUUCAGCACCAUCCUCAUCCUCAUCCUCCUCCUCCUCCUCGUCUUCUGAAACCUCACCACCGAGCUUCUUGAGUUGUUCCUAUACACCAGCACACAAAGAAUGUCAGUCUACGUCAUCUUCUUGAAGUCCCAAGGGUACUUUAGUUGAAAGGGUUUUGCUUACCUUAUAUUUCUGCCUCUUUUCUUCCAAAUCAUCAAACAGCAA